Molecule: messenger RNA, 2555 nt
Organism: Amoebophrya sp. A25
Lineage: Eukaryota; Dinophyceae; Syndiniales; Amoebophryaceae
Source: the annotation of a GenBank genome assembly
GACGUUCUUACACACAAGUUGUAGGAAUUUUUCUCAAAUAACUCCUCAAACUAGUACUACUACGUCCAACACCUCCUCAGAACUACUACAUCAAAGAUGUUGGGCCUCUCUCUCUUCGGUCAUGGAUUCACUUUUCUCGAGAUAAUAACUUUGCUUUUGGCGGCCAGGGGUACCACGGGUCUAGGCACCAGGAGCAGCGGAAAAGCAGGGCCACGAGAUGGCGAUGGAGUCCUGAUCGAAGCCGCAAGUAUUAAGGCUAGACCAGAGCAGACGAAUCAAUCAUCUUUGACUGCGUCCUCUUCUUUGAAGUAUCUAUUGUUUUCCUUACUAGAUACUAACACCUACGGCUUAAUAAAUGCUUACUCAUAGAUACAUACUGAUACUGCAAAAGAUGCAGGAGGAGCCCAAGAAUGAUGAACUAUUGAGCGCGCCAAUAGAAGCAACUACAAGCAGGAAGGGGCCUCAACAAAGGUGAUGACAUCUUCCUCGUCAACACCUACGGCAAGAACAAGAUCGGAUAACUGUUAUUCCUGCUGCUCUCCCGCACUCCUUGCUUGCAGCACAGGCCGUCCCCGCAGUAUGAGAAGGAACCGCGAUCAGGAGCGCCACGUCGAUGCUAGAACUACCAUCGUGGGUGGCAAGAGUACUACUGCUACGCUUCUGGACGAAGCUCCAAAAGGACACGACGAAAAAGCUUUACGCUUUAAUACGCAAGAGACGAGCACGACUCACCUACCUAUAAUUCCGCGAAGAACAACGAAUCUCUUGGGUGCAGCAAGCCAGACAGGGCCAUCGCCGGAAACCUCAGCACCACGACUGAUACAUGAGCAUCCUGACGGUUCUCACUCUCAGAGUCAACAACAGAACCACAUGAAUUACUAUUCUCCGCAGCAUGGUUUUGGUGGAAGUAGUCACGACACUGUCGCUCCGCCAUAUCCGGCACGCCCUACACAGGCACAUUGCUCCAUCUCACAGCCUUCAGCUUAUGAUAAUGGUCAUGCAUUGCAGUGCAACUACAAGCCUUGCACUCCCUUUGAAAUGCGCAGGUAUUUGCAGCAACUACGACGCCAGAACUCAGUUGCGGUUCGCCAUACACGCGAACGGGAAGCACACCACGAACGAGAAUUGUCCAGUAUUAUGAAAGGACUUUUGUUGUGUUUGUACUUUCUUAAGGUCCCCUUCGUCCCUUGUCAAGUUGAUGUAAAUUAGUCGCGCCCUAUUUUUUUUAAAAAUAGCAUUCUUGAUGACGAACAUGAUCUGAAUCACGUUUACGCGAACGCCAGUUUUUUUGCUGUAGUGAUACCCGCCGCAACUGACCACUUGAUUUUUUCUUUGAUUCCUUCAUCUUCGAAUUCUUGUUCUUCUUUCUUCUAAUGCUCCCCUUGCAAGAAUGGAACAAAAUGAAGAUGAAAGCGCAAAUAUCGUCCACGAUGGAUCGCAGAGUAGAACAAUACGGCUGAUUCGUAAUCUUUUCGCCACUCGCGGCAGAGCAAGGCUGAUGAACGCUAACUACACUAGUACAGCUGCAGUUGGAGGGCAUCCUCAACUUGUUGGUACGACGACCACCUCCUAUAAUGACCACAGAACAAGAAUAGGAGAAACAAGGACCGGACCUAGAGGUGCAUGGCAACGGUCAACAACGCUUGUGGCGCGAGCAGGUGGAGUUUCUUCUACGGAAAACCUUCAUAAAAGAACUAGGACUACUACUUCAAUGGCUUCAGCUUCUUCUCCUUCUUGUUGUACAUCGUCGGGUUGUACUACGCCACGAGCGCAACUGCUGCGUAGCAGUUUCGGAUCGCCUCAACGUGAGCCACUUGACGACCAGCACAGAAGAAAAUGGACGAGAAUACUAAACUGUCUCUGCCGGGCACAGGGCAACUAAGAGCUUGAGACAUCUCCAUUUCUACAUCUACUCUUUCUGCAUACAAACUAAAAACGGUAGAAAUUAUAGUACCAUAGAGUGCAGUGUUGAAAUUUUUGAACAUUUGAUGAACUUGAUGUAGAACAAGAUCUUCGUGAUCCAUGGACGUGAGUGAACAAUAAUACAGAACAAAUAAAUCUAGUGUCUGUAGAGUUGUGCGGCUUCAGCUUCUUGUAUGUGUAAUCGCUUUUAUGUCAUACAACUUUCUGCUUUAUCUACUACCUAGAUCUUCUGCUUUCUCUGCUAGAUCUAGUCCAGCAGCACACACGUUACUUUGAAAUUUUUGAUUUUGUUUUGAAUAAUCAGAGAAUAUAGAAGAAAUAGACAGCAGUUGUGUAAAAACAAAAAGAUCACGGUAUAACCGUCUUAAUCACGAGUGGUCUCUUCGUUGAAAUUUUGACAAGGCUGAACAUUAACAUACUAAAGAAAAAUAGAAACCUCUACAGUCUGUGAAAAUAUUGAUGAAAUUGUGUAUAUAGAUAGAUCUUUUUGUACUUGUUUUACAUGAAGAAAAUUAUAGAGACGGUCUGACCGUGUACUACAUGAAAAUACUUAUAGAGCAGACCGACAAGGAGAACCACCACUUUUUUAAUGAGUUGUUUGAUUGGAGCAAACUACAACUAACCAUUGCAAC